Molecule: messenger RNA, 1515 nt
Organism: Plasmodium relictum
Lineage: Eukaryota; Apicomplexa; Aconoidasida; Haemosporida; Plasmodiidae
Product: protein kinase, putative
Exons: 1
Coding region: 1-1515 (504 amino acids)
Biological process (GO): protein phosphorylation
Molecular function (GO): ATP binding; protein kinase activity
Source: RefSeq, a predicted model, not a curated record
AUGAGCAAAUGGAAUUUUUUAAGAAGCAAAAUAAUAUGGCCUCAAGAAUUUUGUUAUGUGAUUGAAAAUGAAGGUUAUGAAAAUAAAUUUGGUUAUAGUUAUAUUGUAAAAUAUAAUGGAAACAUAGUUCAUAAAAAUUUAAAAAGGAAUUUAAAUAAUAUAGAAAAAUUAUUAAAUAUUACUAAUGAUAUAUGCAUGGAUAUAGAAGAGGAAAACAAUCGCCAUGAUUCAGAUGAUUUAGAAUAUGAUAUAGACGCUGCUUUCAGUGAAAUGAAUAAAGGCAAUCAAAUAAUGCUAAGAUUAAAUGAUAAAAAAGAAUUUCUUCAAGAUAAAAUUUCAAAAGUAAAUACGAUUAAUGAAAGAUUUGAUAUAAUAAUAAAAAACGAACCAACUUUUAUAUUUCGCUUAGAUUGGCCAUUUCUUGAUGUUGAAAGUAAUUAUUUAACUGAACACUUAAAAAGAGAGUUCUUUAAAGAAAAUAUGAUGAAAAAAAAAAAAAAAAAAAGUAAAAAUAAUAAAACAAGUGAAGAAAUAAAGUACAAAACUUAUCUAUACAAUAUAAAAAUAAUGGAAAGUGAAGAAAGUAUAAUUGAAAAUAGAGAGUUUUUCCAUUGUGAAUCAAAUAUUGAAAAUUUAAAAAUAUAUACAAUUAUUAAUGAAGGAAAGAACAUUAAAAACAUAUUAUAUGAAUAUAAAGAAUAUUGUAAAAAUACAUAUGUUUAUGAAGAAGACGAAAGUGCAAAUGAAAAAGAAAAUGAAAAUGAAAAAAAAAAAGAGAAGGAAAUUUGUUAUGAAAAAUUAAGUAUUCUACCUUAUAGUGAUAUUAUUUUAUUAAAAAAAAGAUAUUUUGAUAAAGAAAUUAAUAUAGCUGGAUUUUUAACUCCUUUUAUUCUAAGUGGUAAUAUAAAGAAUAUGAUUCAAAACAUCGAUCAGUAUUUAAAAUAUGAAUUUGAUAGCAAAAUGAUUUAUAAAAAUUUGUGCAAUAUCAUAAAACUAAUGGAUUACUUAGAAAAUCACAAUAUAAUACAUGGUAACAUAAAACCAACUAAUCUGUUCAUUAGUAAUGAUGGCUACAAUUUAUUAAUAGGAAACUUUAUUCCUAAAAUAAAGCUAGUAAAUUUUUAUUUUCAUGUCAUACAUAAAAAAAAAAAAACUCCAAAAUAUAUUUCUCCUGAACUCCUUUUUUAUUUAAAUAAAAAAAUUGAGAUUGUAAAAACAAAAAAAAAAAAAAUCAAACAUAUAGAAAAAUAUUUUAUCAAAAAUGAUAUUUUCUGCCUAGGGUUAUGCUUUUAUUAUAUUUUAACUAUGAAAGAGGAUAUAAUAAAUUAUAUUGAUUCCGAACAAAUCUUUCAAUUUAAAGUAGAAAAUCUUCAAAAAUAUAUAACAAAACCUAAAUUAUUUUUUCUUUUAAAAGAUAUGUUAACUUAUAAUCAUAAGCACAGGCCUUCAUGGUCUACUUUAUUAAAAUUAAUUAAUGAUAGUAAAAAAAAAAAAAAAAAUGAUGAAACUAAUUAA